Molecule: messenger RNA, 4908 nt
Organism: Caenorhabditis auriculariae
Lineage: Eukaryota; Metazoa; Nematoda; Chromadorea; Rhabditida; Rhabditidae
Source: the annotation of a GenBank genome assembly
AUGGCGUUGGCAGUGGUCACGACGUCUUCCGUGCUGCAAGUGGAGCCAACAGCACACGAAGAUUUUCCUGCCGACAUUCUACAAUUUAUUCAUUUCACCAAGUUUAACAUUCGUAACGGGACCCAUCAUCGCGAUGUCGUCUCUUUUUUGACAGUCUACGAUAUGUACUUCAGUGGCUGGUGAGACAUUCUCAUAUUUGGAGCAGAUCUUUUGAAGGCAAGUCCGCAUUGGCAACGCCGAUGAUCGACCAUUUCCCCUGGCCAAUCGUAACAGAUAUUAUGGAGUAUGGUGGAAUGGACAAAACAGAAAUUGCAUACACUUUUCAGAUCGUGUUCGAACCUUCCUCGCUUCCUUUCCUCCACGAUUCCCCGUUCAUUCGAAGGCUAAGCUUCCGUCUGCGCGUCGUCGACGACGCCAGAGACGGUGAGUUGGAUCUUUUUUAACGAAAAUAAAGUAUAGAUACUGUUUAUUGCAACCUCAUACUUCUUAUGGAUAUAGCUGAUUCACGGUCAGCUUGGGACGCUAAGGGGCGUGUCCUGUCUGCGCUCUCCACGAGCCAGGCACUAUCUCGUGUAUUAUCGUGUCAGGACCAAUUUUCCGAUGGCUCAAGCCAGCCGUGAAUCAGCUAUACAGUGCUCUCAAAUGGACGGCAGCUGAGGUCAGUAGGCGUGGCUGACUGCAAUAGCGGCACGGUUUAUUGCAAUGGGGGCGCGGAAAUGAAACUGAAGUUUUUAUGGAUGGAAAUUUUACUUUGUAGCCAAUUCCUGAAAAACGUCCAGAAUACUUCUUGAUGUAUCAGAUGACUUAGGCAAAGUCGGAAAGGGCCCUUAGAAAUGUUCCUUUUGAGGGUUCCUUUUUGCACUACUUUAUCGGCUAUUUUGCACUAUUUUAGCUGCCUCUUCCCUUUUCCAUCAUUUCUCAAGCCUUCAAAACUUUAGAAAAAAUGGAAUGAUAAAGGAACCCUUUUUGCAGUCUUUCUACGGCCUUUUUGCGGCCUUUUUGCAGCCCUUUUGCAGCCUUUCCGCGGCCUUUUUUGAGUCCCUUUUAGCCGCCACGAUGCACCAUUCCGACUCUGCCCGAGAAGGACUCUGAAAGUCUCAAUCUGCACAACUUCCUAUUUCUUAGGAAAAUACGUCUGAAAUUCGAGGAAAACCAACUAAAUUCUAGAAAAUUGGUCAAUUUAGCGCCUCAAAAAAUAGGAUCUUGUGCAGGUUAAGACUGUCAGAGUCUUCAGCUGAUACAUCAAGGAAUAAUCUGGUCGAAUCUUUGUUUUUGCAGCCGUCAUCGCAAACUCGACCUUCGUCGUCGAUUCGCCGAUGCAAAAUGUCGCCGACCCAACUUUCCGGACACCUCCCAAUUCUGAGAUUAACAAUCUUCUGGCGCGCAUCAUCGCUUCACCAGAGUUCCGAGGUUGCUUCUAUCGGAGUCACGAGCACGGAUUCGCAAAACUGCAGGAAAAUCUUACCAAUUGGUGACGUCACUGGAGUUCACCUGUGCCGAGUACUGUCGUGAGCGUUCUUUUGAGCGAGCGGCACCUCCUAUUCCGACCACUGUCGACUUUCGUUUCGACUGCAUUUUUGACAAGUAUGACUUCAAAUCAUCCUUUAUAAAGUUCGCCUCAGUAGUUUGAAAAAAAAAUCAAUGUGAAAAAGACAGGAAUAAGUCGUGUGGAAGAAAAUGCGAAAUUAAAAAUGAAGGGAGCGGAGUCAAAAUCUCUGCCGUUUCCAUGUGACGUCAUGGGAAAGAAGCGUAAAAACAGGGAAUAUUAAAGGCGCAUGUUCAAUGGGUCAUGAGACGAAUCGAUUCCUCAUUUAAAAAACUUAAUUUUCCGGUGCCGUGUUCAAAGUGCGUGUGCGAGAGCGCCGCAGUGCGUGCACAAAACACACUACACUUUACGGAAAAAAUAUGGGCGAUGCGCCAAAAAAAGCUGUGUACUGAGUAAUUUUUAUUGCACAUAUAGUUGAUUCACGGCUGACUUGAGCCUUUGGAUAAAGGGUCCUGACACAAUAAUGCGCGAGAGAGUGCCUGGCUCGUGGAGUGCACAGACAGGCCACGCUCUGUUAGCGUCCCAAGCUAGCCGUGAAUCUAGGGACCGCAAAGCCACGCCCCUUUUCGCGAUAGAAAAAGUGGCUUUUUUUUGGUUUUCAAUUUUAAUUUUGUUGUAGUUGCAAAAUAUGUGGAACUGGCUAAUAAAAUUUGACACACAUGUACAAAAAAGCUUCCUCUUUCGUUUAAAAAAUAUUUCACGCUUUUUUGAUGCGUUCUCGCGGAAUGUCGUACAAAAAAACGUGAAUAGAACUAAAAAAAUUUUGUCGUUUUUUUGCUUUUUUUCAUGUGUUUUUCAGGUCAGAACGCACUCUUUCUUUUUUUAAAUAAUGAUUUUUGAUUCAAGUAACGGUAAUUUUAAAACAAUAAAAAUAAAAAAAUUCGUCUUUGCCAAAAAAAUUUUUAGGGAGCGCCGAAAGUCAUAAUUCAAAAAUAUCGUUAAUAAGCGAAUAUAAUCGAGUUUGUUGUUUUUUUAAAUUUAGAUCAUGAGCUUACUUAAAUUUUUUUCUCCACAGCAUCUGUGCUUGAAAAAAAGUUGUUUAAUACGCAAAAAAAUGCUCUUGAAACUAGAGAAUAAAACUAGCGGCGUUUAUCACACAGAAAGCGGUCGAACGCAGGUUUUUUUCAAACGAUUAUAUACAUUUAUUAGUAAAAAAAUCUUUCAAUUAAAAGAAUAAAAAUAAAAAAAUUCGUCUUUGCCAAAAAAAUUUACGGGGCCGUUUUAAUGCAGCGAUCGUUUAACGAGGCAAAAAAAGCACUAAAAAAACAGUUUUUUUCGAAGUGAAUUUCCACGAAAAAGUUUGAGUAAAAAAAUUUGCGAACAUAUUCUGAUAAAAAUAGCUAAAUUACUUCAAAUUUUUAUUUUUGAAAUAGGCAAUCUGUGCUAUCCAAAGCUCAAGGGUAAGGCGGAUGGAAGCUCCCCUCGCUAGACCUUACAGCUUGGCGCAGUGCGUGCGCUGCGGAUUGUCUUUUUGAGGUCGCGAGUUCGAUACCCGCAAGCGUCAGUUUUUUGUUUUCUGGAAAAUACCGACUUUUUCGGCAAACUAGCUGAUUAGCAUCAUUUUAGCACUCUAUUAUAAUUUGUUACAUCAUAGUAGACCAGUAUCGAAACUUGUUCGAGAAGAAACAUCGAGAAAAAUGUCAAAAAUGGAUAAUACCAAAAUUUCAGUACUAAAAAAAUGGUGCGCGGCGCGCCAUAUUUUCCGUCAUAACUUUUUUCAUCCUCAAUAUUUUUUGAAAAAAUAAACGGUUCUGAGUUUUGAAUCGAAACAGCUAUCGAACCAUACAAAGCUCAAUGCUGAAAAAAAAUUUUUGAAAAUUCGUCUGCGGUCCCUACGUGAAUCAGCUAUAUUUUGAACUCCAUUAGAGACUCUUCCAAGCCCUGAAACAAUAUUAGAAAGAGACAACUUAUGACUCGAAAUGAAAAAAAGUUUUUCGUUUUCAGAUCUCAACACGAUCUUCGGAUGUACAUGGGCGGUAACUCGAAUCAGUUUGAGACGGCGUCGCGACGCGCCCUCCAUCUCAGCUCGCCUUAUUUCCGGCUCGUGCUCCGUCCUAACGUCGACGUCUACACAGAGGAAAUGGGCUGUUUGGAAUCGCGAAGAACGGUAAACCGAUGUUUCCCAAAUAAAACGGAAAUUAAACAAUCAUUCAUAGUCGAAUUUUUUCGUUUAGACAAUCGCCUUCAUGAUGACAGGCUUCUAUCAACCGCCUCCCUUCAUGACACCCACAGUAGCCAAGAACAUCCAUGAUCUAGCGACCAAGUUUUUCUGCAUCAUCCCAAGACGUGACGUCAACUUUUUGCAGAUACCGUGUCCACGAGAAAAUCGCCUUACGACAAGCCGUGGAGCGACAUUGCUGCGAAGAGCUGCGCAAGGUCGGUUGCAGUUCUCGUCUCUUUGACAGAACUUCCAGGUGAACUCCGACCUGAAGGCAGUCGUGCUGUGGACGGUGGCGGCCAAUGAGUCGGACAUGAAUCGUCUGUUUCAGAACUGCCUCGCCCUGCUUUGCGGCUCCUUGUUUGAAGAAUACGUUCUCGAGUUUUCGCACGAAGCGGUUUCUUCCAAUUUCGGUUACUUUGCUCCAACUUUUCUUCUCAGGCAAGGAAUGCCCAGAAUGCCGACCUCCACACGCGACUCAAUGCACGUCCAGGAAUGUUCAGGGCUUCCGUUCAUGUAGGUUUUUCCGAGGGAUUUAUAUUGAUUUCAAGGCUCUAAUAUUCAUAACUCCAGUUUAUCCAUCAAAGGAGGAUUUAGCUGAUCAAUUUUCGGAAUAUUUUUGAUCUGUUCAAUCUGGCUCUGAACUCGGGCAAACUCGGAAUGGGGGAUAAUGGCCGCAAAAAGGAAGGUCGCAGAAAGGGCUCCUUUAUCGAGCCUUCCAUUCAUUCUGGGGAUUUAAAUGCUCAAGAAAGGAUGAAAAAAGGGAGAGGCAGCAAAAAUGGGGGCCAAUGAAAGGGCGCAAAAAGGCAGCAAAAAAGAAAGCCUUUUAGCGACAAAGACUCCUUUUUUGCUGCUUUUUUGCGCCAUUUUAUCAGCUAUUAUGCACCAUUUUUGCUGCCUCUUCCUUUAACCACCAUUUAUUGAGCCUUCGAAGUUCUAGAAAAAAAAAAUGGAAGGGUCGAUAAAGAGGCUCUUUUUGCAGCCUUUUUGCUGCCUUUCUGCGGCCUUUCUGCGGCCUUUUUUGAGCCUCUCCCUUUUAGCGGCCUUUCUCCAUCAUUCCGACUGUGCCUUAGUUGUUAGAAUAUUUCUUCUCAAGAGUGCGUCAAAACUUUAAAAAAAUAUUUUAUUACAGACACGUGUAAUUCGUUCAAGAUCCAUGACAAAUAACGUGAGAUGUGUGAAAAAAUCAAGGAUGCCGGUUUGA